AUGGCCCCCUUACCCAAAUCAAGAUUACAGUCUUCACUAAGGGCAUUUGAAAAAGUUGGUGUUGAUUAUGGAGGUCCAUUCUUGAUGAAACAAGGAUGUGGUAGCACGAGAGCCAAGCGUUACCUGUGUCUUCUCACUUGCCUUACAACCCGAGCUGUUCAUUUGGAAAUGUCCUACUCAUUAGACACUGACUCGUUUGUUAUCGCAUUUACUUGGAUGACAUCAAGGAGGGGGACACCGACCUACAUUAUCUCUGACAAUGGAACCAACUUCGUUGGAGCAGAGCGUGAACUGUGGGAGUUGGUGGAGUCCCUUGAUGCAGACAGAAUUAUGCAAGAAACCAGCAAAUAUCACCCCACUGACUGGAAGUUUAACCCUCCAUCUGCUGCCUAUUUUGGUGCUGUAUUUGAGGCAUUGAUCAAAAGUGCAAAGAAAGCAAUCAAAGCCAUCCUUGGAGAUGCAGAUGUUACCAACAAAGAGCUUCACACAGCUAUCUGUGGCGCAGAAUGA
This is a messenger RNA of Orbicella faveolata, 510 nucleotides long. RefSeq lists its product as uncharacterized. Gene Ontology annotation, molecular function: nucleic acid binding. The record is from RefSeq and is a predicted model, not a curated record. Lineage: Eukaryota; Metazoa; Cnidaria; Anthozoa; Scleractinia; Merulinidae.